AGCGUCAGUCGCCGUUCGACGCUCAACAAACGGCUAGUUCCAGCAAAAGCGCUCUGAAAAGCGAUACAGAGUAUAUACGAUAUUAAGGAUGAGAUUGAUUUGUGUAACGCUGCUGCUGCUUGGCGGCGCACUGUGCAGCGCCCAGGAUGCGUCGGCGGGUGCCAGCGUUGUCAGCGGCGCGGAGGCAGCUGCCGCCGUGGAUAGCCUAACGCCUAACGGCAAUGCCAAUGACACCGCCGAGGAGAAGCCGCGCAUACCCAGCCAGGAAGAGUUACUCGCCCAGAUGCCGCCCCUGCAGCCCCUAAACAGUGGAAUACCCUCUCUGGAUGCGUUCUAUAUGAUGUUCCCGGCGCUGAGCAGCCUCCUGCGCUGGGGCAGCCUCUUUCCGGCACAGUCGCUGCUAGGCGCCGUGCCGGACACACUGCAGCCGGCCGCCUCGAAGGUGGUGCUCGUGCUGGCGGACGAAGCCAAUGGACACAAGUCGCGUGUAACGCGUCAGGAUGCAACCGCACAACCGGCGCCAGCUCCGGCGGCACCAACAGCGAUGAACGGAGCCGCGAUGCUGCAGCAAAUGCAGCAGAUGCUUGGCCAGAUGCCGCCUCCAAAUCUAGGCCAGAUGAUGCCUCCAAAUCUAGGCCAGAUGAUGCCACAAGUGCCCGCCGGCUGGCUGCCGGAUGGCUUUACGCUAGGCCAAAUGCCGCCGCUGCCGGAUAACUUUAAUCUGGGUCAAAUGCCACCAAUGCCGGAUGGCUUCAAUCUUGGCCAAAUGGCGCCCGUUAUGGCCAACUUUGGCCUGCGUCCGCUGGAGGGUCUGCUCGGCCAGGCGCCAGUCGCGCCCGCCACCACAGCUGCGCCGCCGGCAGCCAAGCCGGCGAGCGAGUCGGAGCCGGCGCCAGCGCCAGCGGUGGGUCAGGCGCCACCAGCAGCAGGAGCCGGAGGAUUUGGCGCUCUCUUCGAUGGCGGCAGCAAUCUGCUGGGCCAAGCCUUCAGUGGCAUGCCCGCAGCGCCCACGCCGGACGCCUUCAUGGCUGGCCUGCGCCAGUUCUGGCCGGGCGCAGCGCCGCCCACGGGCGACAGAAGCGCCCAGGCCUCGGAAAUAUCGGAGGUGCGCGUCAAGCCGGAUAACCAGGACACGAUCGGUUAUCGGGCGCCACAGCAGGCGCACGCACAGAUGGCCCAAAUGAAGAUCAAGUCCGCGCUGCAGCUGGAGCAGGAGAAGCAGCGCGUGCCGCUGCUCUGGUUCCGCAUGCCCACCUCCGAAACGCAACAGUCCAAGUCCACGGAACGUGUCCAGAUCGAGUCCAAGCUGCAGGCCUUCGAGCAGCAGGUAAUCGCCGAGCUGCAACAGCUCCAGCAGAUCGAGCGCCUGGCGCGGGAGAUGCGCGCAAAUGCCCAGGGUGAAACGCCCGCAUACAAGCUGCGCUAUCCGCUGAGCCGCACGCCCGUCCACAAGAUCACCCGGGCGGACAUUGAGCGCGCUUUGCGCGACGACUAUGUGCGCCGCCUGCUGCAGAAGGAGGCGCAGCGCAAGACGAACUUCAAGCGACAGACGCAGCCGGAGCAGCUGCUCACCAAGGAGGACAUCGUCAAGGUCAUGGCCUAUGCCUAUCGCAUGGCCAACGAAAAUGCCGAACGGAAGGCCAAGGAGGACAAGUUCUAUGCGGCCUACCGAGCCGCCGAGACAGCGGAGCCAGCGGAGCGACAGCAACAGCAAUGGGAGCUCCAGCAGCAGCGUCAGUGGACGGAGGAUCAGGCUAAGGCGCAGCAGCAGGCAAAGGAUCAGCAGAAUGACAUGAUGAUGCGCCAGGCCAAGGCGCAGCAGGAGAUGAUGCAACAGCAGCCGAAUCCCAUGAUGAUGCGCCAGUGGACGGAGGAACAGAUCAAGGCCCAUCAGCAGGCAAGGGAUCGACAGAAUUCCAUGAUGAUGCGUCAGUGGACGGAGGAGCAGGCCAAGGCGCAACAGCAGAACACCAUGAUGAUGCAGCAGCAGCAGCAGAAUCCCAUGAUGAUGCGUCAGUGGACGGAGGAGCAGGCCAAAGCACAGCAACAGCAGGCAAAGGAACAGCAAAUGCGUCAGUGGACGGAAGAUCAGGCCAAGACACAGCAGCAGGCCCAGGAGCAGCAACGCCAGUGGACGGAAGAUCAUGCCAAGACACAGCAACAGGCAAACGAGCAGCAGAAGCCCAUGAUGAUGAUGCGCCAGUGGACAGAGGAACAGGCCAAGGCACAGCAACGGGCGGAGGAUCAGGCCAAUGCACAGCAAGCGAUGCAGCAACAGAAUCCCAUGAUGAUGAUGCGUCAGUGGACAGAGGAUCAGACCAAGGCACAGCGGGAUCCACAACAGUUUCAGCAGCAGCAGAUGCCCAUGAUGAUCCAGCAACAGAAUCCCAUGAUGAUGCGCCAAUGGACAGAGGAUCAGGUCAAAGCUCAGCAGGCAAAGGCCCAGCAAGAGAUGCAGCAGCGUCAAUGGACAGAGGAACAGGCCAAGGCGCAGCAGCCGCAACAGAUGUCCGAGAAAUCCAUGGAACAGGCAGCCGAACGCCAGUGGGCGGAUGAGAAGAUGCGGGCCAUGCAACAGCAACAGCAGCAGCAACAGCAGGAGCAGCAGCAGGAGCCGCAACAGAACAUGGAGCAGCCGGAUGAGGAGUCGGUGCUGGGCGAGGCCAAGCCGCAGAUGCCCGAAAAUGCUGGCCAGGCACGGCACAAAGUGGACGCGCUUGGCCUCGGCGGCGAUCAUCGCAGGAAAUCCAAAUCCCAUUCGUCGCCCACCAUCAUCAACUACUACCACAGUGCGCCGGCGGCCAGUUACGGCCAGGGCUACGGCCAGGGCUACGGCCAGAGCUACGGCCAGGGCUACAGCCAGAGCCACGGCCAGGGCUACGGCCAGAGCUACGGCCAGAACUCCGCCCAGACCUAUGGCCAGAGCUCUGGACAGGGCUAUGGCCAGAGCUCUGGACAGGGCUAUAGGCCCAGCUAUGGCACCAGCUACGGCGGCGGCGGCCAAGGCUCCAAUGCAUAUGGCGGCUAUCGUGCGGCCAUUGGCAACGACGAGAUCGACUCCAUGCUGCAACAGCAUCAGGUCAUGGCGACAAUAAAACCCUACAACAACAACAACGACAACAACAAGGAUGAGCAGCUGACCAGCGGGAACAGCAGCUCCUCCGCAUCCCCAGACCCGUCCUCGUCCAGCAGUCAUCACAUUGAGAAAAGGUUAGCAAAUUUUUGUAGCAAAUCCUCGCCAGCAUUGCGACCUGGCAGCUGCAGCUGCGGCAGCGCUAACUGCGCCUGCGGCAGCAGCUGCCGUUGCGCCGCUGCCCGAGCUCAAUCCCAGGGCCAAUCCCAGGGCAAAUCCCAGGGCCAAUGUCCGUGCCAGCGGGCUGAGCAGGCUGGCCGGCGCAGACGCAGCGCGGAAUAUGGCACGCUGGAGACCAUUGACGAGGGCUCGCUGAAUGCGCUGAGGAAGGAGUAUAAGCUGGGCCUGAAGGAGAUCACGCUCAGUCCGGACGAGGAUCCGGCCGAGGCGCUGAUGCGCUACAAUGCGGCAUCCAUACGCGAGGCGCUCGAGCGUGCCAGCCAGGAGCCGCUGGAGAUCAACGGCGAUCAGCUGACCUCGGGCGAAAUGGCCGCCCACCAGGAGGAGGAGCUGGAGUAUGCCACCGAGCCGCCGUUGGUGACAAGCACCUCCGCAGCUCCGGCCAUUGUCAGCAGCAGCACGGAGCGUGCCCAGCAGGAUGGGCCCAGCAGCGAACGGGCUGCGAUAACCGCAGAGCUGGCCGCGACGCGCGCCGAAUUCAAGCAGCUGUACGGCCUAAUCGAGAGCCUCAAGGAGCAGCUGACCAAGGCGGAGCAGCGGCUGCGGGAUUGCAGGCAGCCCGAGACAGCCACAACGAGCAGCAGCAGCAGCAGCAGCACGAGUACGAGCACGAGCACGAGCACGACCACGAGCACGAGCACGACUGAGGCGCCGGUGCCCUGGGCGCAUCUGCUGGCCAGCAAAGGCUACGAUACCAACUAUCUGUCCAAGUCGCACGAGCACCAGUAUGCCCAGGGCGGGCAGCUGGACAUGCCCAAGCCGGAGUCAACGGGCUCCGGUGAUUAUAGCUACCAGGAGCUGCAGCCCUACGAGCCGGACAAUAAGCCCAAGCGCGCCACGGAUGUCAAUAUCAGCACCACGUCGACGUCGACGACGACGACGGAGCAUUCGACUGCGGCGCUGCAGCAGGCGCAGCAGCUAAAUGCGGCGCUCCACAGCAAUGCCAUAGCUGAUAAUGGAGCAGCAGCAGCAGCCGCCGGCGGCGAUGAUGUGGGCAACACGAGCACCAGCACGGCCACGCCGUAUGCGCUGCGUGGUAAAUUUGUGCGCAGGCGGAGCACCGCCAGGCUGGGAUUGCGGACGACGCGCCAAGCGAAGGUAACGAAGGCAUCCAGCGAGAAUGCGGAGCUGUCGUUGUUGCGUGCGCGCAGCACGAAGCUUGAUCAACUGAUCGAUGUCUUACACGAACUCCUACGUUUGCAGCUCCAGCGGGAAAAUGCGCUCGCCAAGAUAACCAGCUCCAGCUCCAGCGUUAGCUCCACCCGGCGUCCCAGCAAAGCCUCGAACCGUUUGCGCCGGCGACGUAAGCAGCGUCCGAGCAGCAGCCCCAAAAACAUAAAUUCAUCUAUUUAAAUCAACAACAAAAAUUUACCAUUAACUUUAACAUUAA
Drosophila montana is the source of this 4703-nucleotide messenger RNA. It is a transcript of the gene dec, whose product is annotated as defective chorion. The transcript is spliced from 4 exons. NCBI's taxonomy places the organism in Eukaryota, Metazoa, Arthropoda, Insecta, Diptera, Drosophilidae. The record is from RefSeq and is a predicted model, not a curated record. Gene Ontology annotation, biological process: microtubule cytoskeleton organization; chorion-containing eggshell formation. The coding region runs from base 89 to 4666 and encodes 1525 amino acids. Gene Ontology annotation, molecular function: structural constituent of egg chorion. Gene Ontology annotation, cellular component: extracellular region; egg chorion; microtubule cytoskeleton.